Durusdinium trenchii is the source of this 5145-nucleotide messenger RNA. Lineage: Eukaryota; Dinophyceae; Suessiales; Symbiodiniaceae. The record is from the annotation of a GenBank genome assembly.
AUGUCGCAAGAACCUGACAAGAAGACCAAAUUGCCGUCCAACGAGCAAAUGGAUCCGCCUGGUCCAAAUGCGGAGAAGGAAGAUAUCGACAAGUUGGAGGGUAGCGAGGAUGCUUGCAGCAGUGUCAAUCAAGGGUCAGUCCCAUCAAAGCAUCCGUUUGGCGACCUCGACUCGCCGUUGCCACCCAGCUGCAAGCAGGGCACCGGGCAAGGUGCUGGGAAGGCGAUGGAGAAGCUUGGCAAGAACUGGCGAUGUGAUUUGGUGCCAAAUGAUGGCGUGACCUCUGCAGAGAAAACACAUGGAUUGGCCAAGGAGGCUGAACGCACAGCAGUUGAGGAGGCUGCCAAAGCUCAACACUUAGAAGCUGCGGCCAAGGCACAACCAGCUUGUGACCAGAAGAACUUACCGGUGGGCAAUGUUCUUGGCUGGGUGUUUGGUCACUUUGCCAUAGAACAGUGGUUUAGCCGAUAUGGUGCCGCGGUGCCUUUUUUCUUUCUUGAGGCAGCAGAGUUGCAGGCAGAGCGGGCUUUAGAAAAGGCUCGCAAGGAACAAGCUGGAAAAGCAGUGCGGAAUGCCAAGAUGGUGCAUGAGUUGGAGAACGAGGCAGUCGUCCGACACCUGCUUACGGCAGGCGUACCGCUGGAAACCAACGUAGAUGCCGGUGGGGAGUCAACUCCCUAUGUAGUGGAGGCGGCUUUGGCGGACUCUCCGGAGACUCUCCGAACACUUGAAGAGUGUGGACUGUCGUUGACCCAGGUGGGCCACGUUGCUGUUCUGGAGCGUGGCCGAGGAGUGCGUGCAUCACUUGUUACAUCGCCCAUGGGUGCAGCAGCUUGGGCUUUGAAGCUGGCAGCGCUGGAGGAACUGGUCUCCUUUCCAGACCUUGAUACAGAAGUGAAGGCUGAGGUCAAGGCCAUGAGCGCAGGUGGCACGUCGCGAAUCCAGGACUUUUCAUGGGCCGUGGGAGCAACGCCGUUGAUUUUAGCAGUGCAGUCUGCAGGCCGGGGAACUCUUGGAGCUGGUGACCAGGCUGCAGCUAAGGCUGUGCAGCUGCUGUUGAGCCACAACGCCAACCCGGAGGCCCUUUCUGGCGCAGGGGAAACUGCUCUGCAUGCGGCCAGUCGCUGUGGUUUGCGGGAGGUCGUAAAAGCGCUUCUUGAGGGCAAGGCCAACCCUUUGCAGCGAAAUGCUCAAGGCGACCUUCCUCAUGCCGUAGCACAGCGUGCCGGCCGCCCGGAAUGCGCUGAGCUUCUCAAGGUGUUGGCACCGCAAGAGAGUGCGUCCGGGCCAGUGGAGCUACUUGACGAAGAAGAGGCGGAGCAAGCCAAACUCAGCAGGGCGAGAGAAAAGCGGCGGGAGAAAAAGAGUCGCCAGCGCGAAAAGCGUGCCGGGACUCCUGAUCAGGAAAAGAGUGAGAAGGCGGGCAAAAGUUAUGUGGAGAAGGAGCUGACUGGCGAGGCGCUGCAGAAACGGGUGACAGAGCUACGGCGGGAGAAAGCUCGCACCGCCCAGAAAGCCAAGCAUUUGGCCAGGCGAGCGGAGGAAGAAACCGCGAAAGAGCAGCAAUGCUCUUCUCAGUUGCAGGAAUUGAGGCGUCGCAGCCAAGAGUUGAAAAGCAUGUUUCAACAGAAGAAGGCCGAAGCUGAGAAGGCCGAGGCUGCAGCACGUGUGGCGGAAGAAAAAGUGAAUGCAUUGGUGCACCAGCGCUCCGAGAUUCACGAAGAGGUAGCGCAGCAAAAGCAAGAGCUACAGGUUGAGGCUAUGAAGCACACCGUGCUCAUGCGUCUUGCCACUCUCCUUUGCAUGGUCACACCUUGCAGCGCAGCGCCCUAUGCAAAAAUGCCACUGCUGAUGCCAUCUGCACGUUUCGAACUACGAGAUGGCCACAGCAUGCCUGUCGUGGGGUUAGGCGUUUACAUGUCGAAGCCAGGAAAGGAGACAUACGAUGCAGUGAAAUGGGCCUUGGAAGCUGGCUACCGCAUGAUCGACACUGCGGCCAUCUAUCAAAAUGAAGAUAGUGUGGGGGAAGCUAUUGCGGAUAGCGGCGUUCCUCGAAAUGACAUAUUCUUGACGACCAAGCUGUGGGAUGCCGACCACGGCUAUGAUGCCGCUGUCAAAGCGCUGGAAACAAGCCUUAGCAAGUUGAAGGUGGAUUAUUUGGAUUUGUACCUUAUCCACUCUCCAAACACAGGAAAGAUUGUGAAAACUUGGGACGCCCUCAUUCAUAUGCAGAAGCUGGGAAAGCUCAGAUCUAUUGGGGUGUCCAAUUUUGGAAUUCCACACUUGGAAGCAUUGAAGAAGUAUGGACGGCCAAUGCCCGCAGUGAAUCAGAUUGAGAUGCAUCCCAUGAACUAUCAGGAGAGGGUGCCUGUGCUUGACUUUUGCAAUCUCAAUGGCGUCCAGGUGCAGGCAUAUGGUUCCAUGUUCUUCGGAAGACCUGAGUUCCUUGAACGACCUGAAGUCACAAGUGUGGUUAGGGCACAUGGUGCCACCAGCUCGCAGGUGCUUCUACGAUGGGCUCUGCAGAUGGGUUUUCAGAUCAUUCCAAAGAGCGUGAAAAAGCACCGCAUCGAAGAAAACCUGAAGGUCUUUGAUAUAGAGCUCACACAGAUGGAAAUGGAUUCACUGAGUUCCAUGAAAGGAAAAUUAGAUCAGUAUUGGCAGAGCAGCUAUGCCAGCUGCCGGCAGAAGAGAGUUGCCGCUGAGCAGCGCCGAAAGGAGCUUCAACUGGAGCUGAUGGCUAUAGCACGAAGCUUGCAAGCUCCUGAAGGUCUGAAACAAGUGCCACCACUCUUUCUUCCAUCAGGAGCGCCGGAAGUGCGGAAUGCGUCCCUGUUCCGAGAGCUCUACAAGCAACAGCAGAUGCACCUAGCCGCCAUGAGAGAGUUGGUGGCCGCAACCAGCCAACAGAUCCACGAACGCGAAGCUGAACUAGACGACGAACUGGAUAUUCUUCUGGGAAGUGGUCUUCCGAAGUUCCUGGCCGCUUUGAAGUCCGAGGGCAUCAUUGGAAAGUGCCCUGAGCUGGAAGAGGAUCCAGACCGAGCAGGAAGGUACAGGGACCGCAGACCCACCGACCCCUUCUUCUACCCCACGACGGUUAGCCCUUUGACUGGCCUGGGGUUAAACCUCAUUGAAGAGUCUACACCUCCAAAGCCGCUGGACAAGGUCGAGGUGGCUAAAAGUGAGCGGAACUCCGCUCCAAUUCCCAAACUUAGCAACAUCUUGGAGUUUGAGGAUAUGAGCGUGCUCCAGCGUCAGAAUGACGAAUUGGCAAAGCACAUGCAGGAUUUGGAGCGUGCCAAAAGCUUAGCUGCGAUGACCUCCGCACAGGCGCUGCAGAAGAUCCGCCAACGGCAGGAGCAGCUCAGGAAGGAACAGCAGCAGUGCAUGCUAAAAGCGAAGGAGAUCCAAGCCGACUACAUUCCAGGACCUGAUGUAGAAGGCCCUGUUGUGCAGCCGCAGCCACCAAUAGAGGGUGUACAUGAGCGGCGACUUCCAAACAAAGAAUCUGAGGACAUUAGCCAUACACAGGUGCCGCAGCCAGGAGGUGGCAUUUCAUCAACUGCAUCCACUUUGCGUCGCUCUGAUGCUGGGGAGCCAAAGCGCUACGCACGUCCAGGGUCGACCAAGAGCUUAGAUGCCGUGCAGCUUGCUGGAGAAGGGUCAGCUUCUUGCAACGAGGCACCCCUACCUGCGCCUGAAUUCCCUGCCCGGGACAUCACUGCCAUGGCAGCAGACAUGCUGAGCAAGCAUCUUGCGCCUGGAUAUCGGGAGGCGCCACACCUCGACGGAAUGACUCCGUACGUUGAUGCUUUAGGCAAUCCUUUGCCCCCUAUCCGGAAACUCGAUGACCUGCCAAACAUCAAGGACACACCGGAGAUGCAGAGUGCAACAGAAGUGGAAGGACCGAUCUCAACCACUACCAGCGCGUUGAUUCAGGUCGAUGGCACGGCGAGCCAGCCGCGGUCAGAGGAAGCAGAUUCUCCGCGCAUUAAGGCGCGGUCAGCACGCUUGGAGAAACCCGUGGCAGUUGCUGUUGCACAUGAGCGAGGGCCAAAUUCGUCGCGUAGCGACCGACAGGGCUCGCAUUCGUCGGCUGCAAGCGCCAGCCGUGCAAGCCGCGCAGGAACAGACACUGGAGUCACUGGAGGCGAGCAGGGUGGCUCAAAGAGCUCCAAGUCUCGGCCAAAGGAGGAGUCCGAGCGUCGAAGCCGACGCCGACCAAGCGAGGAGGCAACUCCAUCGACGCAGUUGCCACCUGAAGUUGCAGAGGAGCUACAGGCGGAACUGGACGAAUGUUUGGACACCAUCAAAUGGUGUGCCUCGUCCGUCACCCGUGAUAGCCUACAGGACGUGAAGAACACGAACAGGCCUGCACCGGUGGUGAAGGACGUCCUGGAGGCAGUGUCAAUACUUCUUGCUCAAUCCGAAAACAGGUGGGACCGGCUCAAGCAGAUGAUCAGCAAACCCCAAUUCUUUGACAAGCUUCAACGGCUGGACUUCCAGCGGAGUGUCUCCAAGGAGCAAUUCAAGAAGCUGCGCGACAAAUUGGCCCAUCCGCACUUUGACGAAGAGCUCAUCAAAACCGUCAGUGUGCCAAUGGUGCCGUUGGCGAUGUGGUGUCGAGCCAUUGGAGUGUACUUGUCCAAGACGAAGUAUCGGGGUGGUCCGGAAAUUCGCCCUGUUGCUGGUGCUGGUGCUACUCCUCAGCCCCGAUACCAAGAACGAAGAUCAUCGGUGGCGAUGACCAUCCAUCCCGACUUGAGCCUGAUGAAUGCUGAGCAGCUAAGGCACGUGCGGGAUCUGACCAUUUCCCGAGAAGGUGUUGGUACCAUCACCUUCGAGGGCGAGACAGAUUGCACGGGCUUGGACUUUGAGAACAUCGUCCGAUUAGAGGUCGGAGAGGUCCUCGUCUAUCCGCACCCACGGACAAAGCCUGAUGUGGGCAUUGGCCUAAACAAGGCAGCCACAGUCACCAUGUACCAGUGUUGGCCUCCGAAUGGCAGCGUCUUGGCCCAGGAUAAAGAGCAGCAAGAGGAGUACAAAAGACGUAUCAAAGUCAUGACGGAGGAGAAGAAAGCAAGGUUCAUUGAUUACGACUGCAACACAGGUGUUUGGAAGUUUGCUGUGGAGCACUUCUGA